Molossus molossus (Pallas's mastiff bat) is the source of this 4506-nucleotide messenger RNA. RefSeq names its product RAB11 family interacting protein 5 (gene RAB11FIP5). The record is from RefSeq and is a predicted model, not a curated record. Gene Ontology annotation, biological process: regulated exocytosis. The transcript is spliced from 6 exons. Gene Ontology annotation, cellular component: recycling endosome; early endosome; phagocytic vesicle. The coding region runs from base 115 to 3945 and encodes 1276 amino acids. Lineage: Eukaryota; Metazoa; Chordata; Mammalia; Chiroptera; Molossidae. Gene Ontology annotation, molecular function: small GTPase binding.
CGGCGGUUCUCUGAGCCGGCUCUUGACAGCCCUCCGCCGCUGCCCAGUUUAUCAUUUGGUCCCGGUGCUUCCGCCGGGUUGGGCCAGCCCUAGCCCGCCGCCUCUUCUUCUGCCAUGGCCCUGGUGGGGGGCGCCGAGUCGGCGGCGGGGCCUUCUCGCUGGCUCCCCACGCACGUCCAGGUGACCGUGCUGCGGGCCCGCGGGCUGCGGGGCAAGAGCUCGGGCGCGGGCAGCACUAGCGACGCGUACACAGUGAUCCAGGUGGGCCGCGAGAAGUACAGCACGUCGGUGGUGGAGAAGACCCCGGGCUGCCCCGAGUGGCGCGAGGAGUGCUCCUUCGAGCUGCCGCCCGGCGCCCUGGACGGCCUGCUGCGGGCGCAGGAGGCCGAUGCGGGCCCGGCGCCCUGGGCCGCGGGCUCCGCCGCCGCCUGCGAGCUGGUGCUCACCACCAUGCACCGCUCGCUCAUCGGCGUCGACAAGUUCCUGGGCCAGGCCAGGGUGGCGCUGGACGAGGUCUUCGGCGCAGGCCGCGCCCAGCACACACAGUGGUACCAGCUACACUCCAAGCCAGGCAAGAAGGAGAAGGAACGUGGGGAGAUCCAAGUCACCAUCCAGUUCACUCGUAACAACUUGAGCGCCAGCAUGUUUGACCUGUCCAUGAAGGACAAGCCGCGUUCCCCCUUUAGCAAGAUCAAGGACAAGAUGAAGGGCAAGAAGAAGUAUGACCUGGAAUCCGCCUCUGCCAUCCUCCCAAGCAGUGCCCUAGAGGACCCAGAGCUGGGCAGCCUGGGCAAGAUGGGCAAAGCCAAAGGCUUUUUCCUCCGCAGCAAGCUGCGCAAGUCGUCCCUGACCCAGUCCAACACCUCGCUGGGCUCAGACAGCACCUUGUCCUCAGCCAGUGGGAGCCUGGCCUACCAGGGCCCCGGCGCCGAGCUCCUCACCCGGUCCCCAAGCCGCAGCAGCUGGCUGUCCACCGAAGGGGGCAGGGACUCUGUGCAGUCCCCCAAGUUGUUUACCCACAAAAGGACCCACAGCGAUGAGGCCAGCCAGAUGCGAACAGCUCCUCCCCGGGCCCUCCUCGACCUUCAGGGCCACCUGGACCCGGCCACCCGCUCUUCUCUCUGUGUCAAUGGGAGCCACAUUUACAGUGAGGAGCCCCAGGGCCUCUUGAGGCACCGCAGCUCCAUCUCGGGCCCGUUUCCACCCUGCAGCUCCCUACACAGUGUUUCUUCUCGGCCCUCCGAGGAGGGGCCUCGGUCUGCAGAUGACUCCUGGGGCAGAGGCGGCCGCAGAGCCAGCAGCUCAGAGGCAGUGCCCGGACAGGGGGAGCUGAGCACUCAGGCCAAAGCGCUGGCCCCUGAGGCCGGCCACUCUGGAGAGGAGGAGGGGGCCCGGCUCCCCGAGGGGAAGCCAGUACAGGUCGCCACACCCAUGGUGGCCUCCUCUGAGCCUGUGGCGGAGAAGGAGGGAGCCCGGAAGGAGGAGCGGAAGCCCCGGAUGGGCCUCUUCCACCAUCACCACCAGGGGCUGAGUUGGAGCGAGUUGGGGCGCCGUGGCUCUCUGGGGGAGAAGGGGGGUCCCCCUCUGGGGGCCUCCCCACAUCAUUCAUCCAGUGGGGAGGAAAAGGUCAAGAGUAGCUGGUUUGGCUUGAGGGAAGCCAAGGAGCCAACUCAGAAACCCAGCCUGGACGUGUCUCCUCAGGUAGAACCUGACCCAGCUGCUCUUCCUCACCACCUCCCCUGCUCCCCCUGUGCUCCGGCCCCCCCCACUCCUGCUCCCACCGCUGCUCCCACGCUAAGCACUAACCUUUUUGCAGCCGCCUCCCCUGCUGCCGCCACUGCCACCGCAGCCCCUGAAGCCACCCCGUCUGGAUUCUUGGGGCUCACCAACCCAUUCCUCACCUCCUUGCAGAGCAACCCCUUCUUUGAGGAACUCAGAGCCGACAUAGCACUAAACUCUCCUUCACCUGCUCCCUCUCUCCCCAGUGCCUCCCGGGCCAGUCCCACCCCCCUGGCCUCCCCUGGGAAAGCCCCGCCUGAGUGGGACGACACCUUCAACAUCUUUGCUGCCAGCAGGCUGCGUCCAGAGGCCAGGAGUGAGAUCCUGGCCCCCGCAGGAGUGGGCCUGGAGGCCGCUGGGCUGCAAGACCCAGGUCCUGGGGCCAUGACAGUGGAGGCAGCUGAGCCCCAAGGGGACCCAGGGGGAGGAGGAAGAGGUGGGAGCAGUGAGUGGCUGGAGCCCAGGGUUCCUCUGGACUUGGGAUUGGACCACCAGAGUGUGAGUGCCGCCGACCCGGGGCCUCUCAGGUCUGUGGGGGCUGGCCUGCCCUCCACGUCAGCCUCGUUGCACCCGAGAGCCUCAGACUCCGAAGCAGACAGGGAGCCGAUGGCCCCCGGAGGGGAAGCAGGGCAGAGUCCAGCAGACAGUGCGACAUCUCUGUUUAGCUCCCCAGAAGUGAUCAGUGUGUGGGAGAGGCUGCCUGGCCCAGACGAUGCCCCUGAGGGCCCGUAUGAGGAGGCCUCCAGAGGCAAAAGCCAGCUUUUGCAGGAGCUCAAUACAGUCGACAAUUCCUGGCCUUGGGAUGUGGUCACCCUUUCUCCUGCAGCUGAGACGACCUCACCAGUCAUACAGGGAGAGUCUGAUGAAUUGCCUCCUCCUCGGGUGAAGCCAGAGUCACCAGGACCUGUGAGCCCCACAGGGAACCAGGGGCUUCCCCAGCGGGAGCUGGAGCCGGAGCCCAGACCUGAGUGGGUGUUGGACACGGAGCUGCAGCCCAGCAUGCUGCCUCCCAAGCCCCCACGCCUCUUCACACACGCAGAUUACCAGGACAAGAAGGAGGAGGAGGAGAAGGCUACCGUGGGGCUGAGUGGCAGGAGGGCAGAGGCAGAAGAAGAUGCCUUCCCAAGUGCACUGGAUGCUCGUCCCCUGGAGGCCAAGCAGGACGGCAAGAAGCCAGGGUCAGAGUCUGGAAGCUGUCCCUCCGGGGCCCUGCUGAGUGAGCCAGUGGAGGAUGCCAGCCCUCCUGUGUCUGGACCCUGUUUAUCUCUGCCCGCCAGCUGCCCAGAGGGUCCUGUUCCUGUACCAUCUUAUUCAAAGGGCCUGGCUCUUCAGAGCCAGCAGAUCUGGGGGGCUCUGGAGAAAGGAGAAGGCCCUGAGGCUCCUGAGGCUCCUGGGGCCCAGAGCCAGGAGCCAGCAGGAGAGGGGCUUGGGCCCCUGCCGGGCAGCUCCCAACAGCCUGACUUGUGGGCUUUGGAGGAGGAUGCCUUGAACCCCUUCUUGUCUCUGGAGAGCCGAGAUCCCCCCAGCCUCCCGUCCACAUCCCCUCCAGAGUCCAGGGAAUCCUCCAUCUACUGUGGACCAGAAGAGCUGCCCACACCCCCAGAGCCUGCCUUUCUGACCUCUUUCUUUCUGCCCCCUGGGGAGCCAGCCUCCCCCCCUGGGGGCUCCCCCACCCCACUUGGGGAGGACCACGCUGCAGCCACCCCAGCCUCCCCGCUUGUGCUUCUGCCCUUGGAGACACGACCAGCUGAGGAGCCACAGCCCAGUGCCAGUCCCCACCCUGUGAAGCCCCUCAGUGCUGCCCCCGUGGAGGGCAGCCCCGACAAGAAGCAGCCCCGCUCCAGUCUGAGCACAGCCCUGAGCAGUGGGCUGGAGAAGCUGAAGACAGUCACAUCUGGCAGCGUUCAGCCUGUGGCUCUGGCCUCCCAGGUUGGCCAGCCCGUGGACACCAAGAGGCUGAAGGAUUCUGGUGCGCCGGACCAGUCGGCCAAGUACUACCAUCUGACCCACGACGAACUCAUCAGCCUGCUCCUGCAGCGGGAGCGGGAGCUGAGCCAGCGGGAUGAGCAUGUGCAGGAGCUGGAGAGCUACAUUGACCGGCUGCUGGUGCGGAUCAUGGAGACCUCACCCACACUGCUGCAGAUCCCCCCCGACAUCCCCAAGUAGCCCUCUUCAACCCCAGCCCCCGGGAGGGUCGGCACGGACCCACUGCCCACACAGGGCUCUCACCCUCCUUACUCCUGCUGAGCUCACUCACCUGGGGCAAGGUGCAGUCUGUCUUCUGUUGUCACCCCUUUGCUCCCCCUCCCUCCUGCCUCAACUGAGGCUGCUGGAAGGGGGGACUUUGGGCUCUCAUUAGAGGUGGGUCUCACCCACUUGCCUAUUUUCAUACCCCGUAGCUUUGGGGGCUCCAGAAAUUGAACAAAGAAUUUAGCCCUCAAGACAGAGAAGGGGUGAGCUGCAAUUUGAUGUGGUACCUGGAACAUACUUUAUUACCCCACAGGGAUGGUCAGCCAUUUCUUCCACAGCUAAACCCUUGUCCCUCCAGCCUCUGGAUGGGUCCUAGUAUUACUAGGGCUGUGGCAGGGACCAAGCUGCUCAUUCGUCUGUAAGUUAUGGGCAACCAGGGCACCUGCCCUUCAGCCUCGUUGGUUCCCCCGAGAGCAAGGAGCCUGUAUGGUCUAGUGUUGAGUCUGUCUGUCUCCAGCUGUUUGAGGAGCAAAUGUG